Rotaria sp. Silwood1 is the source of this 1725-nucleotide messenger RNA. Lineage: Eukaryota; Metazoa; Rotifera; Eurotatoria; Philodinida; Philodinidae. The record is from the annotation of a GenBank genome assembly.
AUGGUUAUUCUUUAUCGCACAUCUACUACGUUAAUAUGGUAUCGUUUAACAUCAUGUCGAUAUAAACAUCGUUUAAAUCAUCCAGGUGUUCAUAUUCCACAUGGUGUACAAUAUCAAACAUCAUAUAAUCUUCCAGAUGAAUAUGCUGAUCAUCCAUUGUAUCCACCUAUUCAACCAAAAUAUCCACCAGGAUCUUGGGGUUCGAUGGAUCCAAAAAAAGCUUGGAUGCAUUUUGAAUUAGGAGAAAAACAUUAUAGACAUUUAAAAAGUGUUAAAGAACGUUUAACAAUAAUGGCCUAUCAAAAUAUGAUGUGUUAUUAUGAUAAAUUAGAUGUUGAACAAAUCAAUUCGAAAUUAAUAUGGAUGCUUACUGGUCGGCCACGUUCACCACGUAGUUUACCUUUUUAUAAACAUAUCACACGAACACAUGUAACUGAUGAAUUGCCAAAAUUUUAUGAACAAAUGGAUGUUGAAAGUCUUUUAAAUUAUGUUAAACCAAUAUUAAUUGAUCGAAUAUUAACAAAUGAAUAUGCACAAAAAGAUGAUAUACCUUUAGAAGAUAUGUAUGAUAAAGGUGAUUAUAAAGUACGAUCAAUUGUAAAUGAAAAACAACUUAAAAUUGAUCAACAAAAAACAACAAAUGUUUUAACAAAUAUGAUUCGAACUAUUGUUAAUGUUCUUGCUGAACAUAAACCAUACUUAAGAAAAACACUUAUUGGAUCGGAUGUACCCGUUGAAGCAUGGUGGAGUUUAAAUCUUAAUGGACAAAAAUAUGAUCGUGCUAAAUGGCAUCAUGAUCAGAAUACAACUAGUUUUCAAUUUCGUGAUAAAGCAGCUGUUCAAGUUAAAACUUCAAGACCAUUAAGAAGUAUUGUUGAUCCUAAUAGUAGUUUAUGUCAAACACCUGUCCCUAUAUGUUCAUUUCAUCCACCAGCUUUUAAAGUCUUUACAGAUCGAUAUUUACCAAUGCAAAUACCAGGUCAUUGGCAUGGUGAAGGACAUGAUUUUAAUCUUCUAUCAAUCUAUUCAAUGGAUUCAAUCUAUCAAUAUGAUAGUUAUUUUAAUGAAGAUGAAUUAUUACCUAGUCUUAUGUCUUGGAUAGUUAAUGCUGGUCAUGCUGAACUUUUAGCACAAGCUUAUUAUCUUGGUUUUUCAAUGUGGAGAGAACCAACAUAUCCUUUAAUAGCUCAAACAAUAAUUAGUAAUCGUCGUCAAUGGAUAUUUGGUGUUUAUCAAUUGAAUACUAUAGCACAUUUUAAACCACAUGAUGCUCAAACAACAUCAAAUAUUUGUUGGGUAUCACCAUUGAUGAAUCUUUAUGAUCGAAUAGAAAAUGGUGAAUUAAUUAAUUUUAAUGAUGAUGUUCUUCGUCAAUUAUUACGUUUUAUAUUAAAUGAACCAACAAUGGAACCUGAUUGGAAUUUAACACCAUAUGUUGAAGAUAUAACAAAUUUAGAUGAACGUUAUAAAAAAUUUAUACGUAAUCUUUAUGAAGUUGUUAAACUUGAAAAACAAGAUUGUCGUGAACAUCAUCGAUGGGCUAAAAUUAAUCAUGAUACAACAACAUUUAAUCGUCGUUAUGCUAUGAUGACAACAUUAUUUAAAGAUAUUGUUUUUGAUAAUUGGCCAAGGGAAUGGUAUGGAAGAACAUUAGAAAAAAUUGAACGUAAAAAGAAUAUGCCAUUGUUUAAAGAGUAUGAUUUACUCAUGUCUGUUACUCGUUAG